UGAAAUAGAAAAUCUGAUUUCAUCGACGAAAAUGGAAGGAAGAAACGGCGCGCGUAUCGCAUUAACGCGACGCCGUACGACGACCACGCGGACUGUGCAAAAGCAUCAGCGGCGUGUUCUAUCCUGGAGGCUAGCGCGACUUUCACCUUUCACCUCGGUGAAGCACGACGACUCGCCGCGCGCCGGUUCAAUUCUCGAACCUUUGCCCGAACGAGAAACGGGGAACGGCGAACAAGGAACGGUGGACAACGUGCGGGUGUUUGUGAGGGAAGAACAGCGCGUCGUGAUCGGAACACGUCCGCUAUCAGCGUGACGAGCGCACGAUCGAUCGACCGAGUAUGCACGGUACCGUCACGAUUCGGUUUCACCGUCGUGCCGCGACGAAUCGAAUCCGCAUUCGAGAGAUAUCGAUGGAAAGCAUCCGGGGAUGCAGCCAGGUUACAGGUAAAGAGGAUGAAGAAGAUCGCAGCGUUGCUGACCGUUGCUGGUCUCGUGGCCGUAGCCGUGUGCCAGGAAUACAUGCCAGGUGGACAUGCGUUGUUCGUGAGAACGUCAUCAUCCGCAGUCGCACACUCGAGAAUCCAGCGAGCUGCCCCGGUAUCGGCCGCAGACGUGAUGGCGCAAAAUAUCCUAGAGUGGAUUCAAGGGAUCUACCGACAGGGCGCACGUAAACCUCGUCAGCAGUCGGAUCCUCCAGGAUAUCUACCGCCGUAUAGCACGCAAAGACCACCGGAGAAACCUCGACCUUUCCAAGCGCCCUCGACCAGCCAGCAACCAACCUACACGACUCCUAGUCAGAACCAGGCGACGAAUUAUCCUUACCAGAGACCGUCACCGAACGUCGAUUCGUCAUCCGGUCAGUCGACCGUACAAUCAUCGCCGUUCUCCACCCAAAGAUCGACGUAUCUUCCACCGAACAACCAAUCACCCUACGUACCAUCCUCUUACAAUCCUCGUCCUACCACGACACCGUCCUAUUCGAACGCUGGCUCUUCCGCUUUCCCGCCGUAUAGCUCCACUCCUCAGCAACCCUCCGCUUCCGUUGGAAUCUCGACCAGUUACGGUUACUCGACACCAGGCUUCACCACCAGUGCACCCGGUAGAUUCUCCACGCCAUCCGGUUUCUCCACUACUUAUGGCUAUUCGACUCAAAGGCCGAGUCCUACCUACGUGCCAUCCGCGCAAGGAUCAGCUUUUAACGAUGGAUAUACCAUAACCAACGGUUAUCCGACCGCUGGCGCCGGGGCCAAUUCCUACGAUCAAAGUGGCACGGCUGGAUAUCCUUCCUCGCCGAGUAACUACCCUUCCUCUACUCCUGGCGGAGCGUUUCCUCCUCAAAAUACCGGCAGUGCAGCCAGCGGAACCAAUGUCGUGAAACCCCCUGGAACCUCUUCGACCGGAGUUGCUACUGGCCCUGGCGGAGAAGAAUCGAGCGCUUCUGGAACGAGCGAGGGAAACGCGGAAGACGAUGACUUGAAACACCCGCCGCAUAUUCACGCUCUCGAUGUCGAGUGUAGCAAGACUAUGAUGACUAUCAACAUUGAGUUCAACCGCGUCUUUGACGGAGUCAUUUAUUCUAAGGGAUUCUAUACGAAUCCAGAUUGCAGGUACGUGGCACAGAAUUCCGGACAAACUCGAUAUUCGUUCACGUUGAAUCUAAAUUCCUGCGGCACCCAAUUCAUCAACGAUUUCGCGGGGCAAGCUGGCCAAGCAUACUUGGAGAACGUACUCGUCUUACAGAACGAACCAGGUAUACAAGAAGUUUGGGACACGGUACGCAGAGUUCGUUGCCUCUGGGAAGGAAACAUCAAUAAAGCCUUGACGGUUAACUUCUCCGUGGACAUGUUGAAUCAAGAAACAGUAACGUUCAGCGGUGACACAGCGAGCGCUAAGUUGGACAUACAAGUGGGAAGGGGACCGUUCGCGCCUACUGCCGAUGGCCUCGUCAAGAUCGGAGAGACCAUGACUUUGGUCGUUUCCGUAGAAGGAGAUCCCGCCUUCGAUCUUCAGGUUCGUGACUGUAUCGCUCGCGACGAAUCUUCCACCAACACGUUACAACUGACGGACGAAAUGGGAUGUAUAUUGAAACCUAAAUUAUUCGGUGCAUUCCAAAAGACGAACGAUACGGGAAAUACGGGGGCAUCGAUUAUCGCGUACGCGUACUUUCAAGCUUUUAAAUUCCCCGAUGUGAUGGACCUGUUCAUCGAAUGCAACGUGGAAUUGUGCAAGACCGAUUGCGAACCAUGUUCAAAUACCAAUCAGCAAAUCGAACCGGGUAGACGGCGACGAUCGAUAAUGUCGACAUCGACAAACACGACAUCGAACAGUUCGGUCGUGCCACUCUCGGAUCCGAUACGCGUCGCUCGUGGCUUCAAAGUAAUCAUGGUGGAGGACUUGAGCAAAGCUAGCAACCAAGUUUUGGAACAGCUCGAGGAAACUGCCGUUGAGGAAGUUGCAAGAAGCUCAAUGAACGUUUGCAUGACAUACAGUGGCUUUUAUACCGCGAUCUCGUUUUUCUUGACUACCAUUCUCGUCACUACUAUCAGUGCAGUUACGCUUUACGUCAAGUUGCAACGAGUAUACGGAUCGAAAGUCAUCUAUUCGUAGGAAUUUCACUCGGUAUCGACAAAUGGUCACGGCUGAUCGACUGACGUUACGAUCACGACUAUCCGUUAGCGUUCGUAUCUUUCGUUACAAGCUAUCGGCUUCCUAACGUGCCUGUCUUUCGUAUUAGGUUUCAUCUUCAUCGCUUGUAAUCUAGAAUGACAAGCUGCACACAAGAGAGAAU
Bombus impatiens (common eastern bumble bee) is the source of this 2788-nucleotide messenger RNA. RefSeq lists its product as uncharacterized. The record is from RefSeq and is a predicted model, not a curated record. Bases 454 to 2607 code for a protein of 717 amino acids. Lineage: Eukaryota; Metazoa; Arthropoda; Insecta; Hymenoptera; Apidae. The transcript has 9 exons.